CUUGAAAAGGAGACUUUCCAUGAUUUUUGUCUAGACGGACCCCGCGAUUAGUUGAGACUUUUAUUGCUGUUGUGAAAUCCGAGUUUAAUAAAAAAUAAGCAUUGUAAAAUCAUUCAAACCCAAUAGAUUUUAAAUAAAAAUGGAGAAUUCAAAUGCUGAAAAGAAUUGGAGUGCAUGUGCCAAAAAUGCGGCAUUUUCAGACCUGAAUACAAAACUUAACGACAGUGUCAAUAAACUUUACUGUGAAUCGGACGAGAACAAAAACAGCGCGUACUUAGUCCGGGACAAUGCAAUAAGAUGUCCAACGGAUAACUCAAUUGCAAGCCUCGUGCCAGAGAUGAAAAACCUGCGGAUGGCACGGCAGGAAAAGGAACCGGAGUAUGUAGCUGGUUAUAUCAAAGCUGUUAUCCCACUAAGCCGAACGCUAGUGAUUCAACAUGCACCAGGAAGUAAAAUCCUCGACAUCGGCACUGCGAUUUUCACGCGCAAGUCGAACGCUCAAAAUUACGAGGAGAUUGGUUUGAUUUCGGAUAUUUUUGGCUCUAUCAACAAUCCCAUGUACGCCGUACUGUUAAAGAGGAAAGCUGAGAGUGAUUUUUUUAAGCUAGAUUCGAAAGUUUUCUAUCUGUACGGUCAUCCAAACACAAGAUUUGUUAGUGUUCAGUGCGAUGGGAAUAAUCGUUACACUGUGAUGUAUUCGUAAAAGUUAUGUUCCUUUGGGACUUAAGUUUUUUAUUAUGUUGUCUUUUUAUACGCAUUUUAAUUCUUUAUUUUAUAAAAUAAAAAUGAACUUUUAAUUUGAGCAUUUAUGUUGUGGAAUUGUAAUGGCUACGUUUAUUUUUAAGAUUAGAGAACAGCUUUCAAUAUUAAUGUCUUAAUAUUUGUGUUUUUGUUAAUGUUAUUACAAGUUCAUGUUAUUUUAAUAUUAUUAUUGAGUUUUCAUUCAUAGUAUACAGAUAAUAUCAAACAUUAAAUGCCAUCAUAUUAACAGUUAUCGAUUAAAUAUACUGAUUGCACAAGAUCAUUAUUUUUUUACAUGUUCACUAAUAAAGUUUUGGAUGUAUGUUUUUAGUAUACGAAUAAAAUACUGUAUAACAAUUUUACGUCCAACCCCGUCUGGAGGAAAAUUUAAAUAUAGUGUUUAUUCUAGUAAUAGCUUUUUUACUACCAGUGAUAAAAAGUUACGAACGAUGUUAACAACAUUCCAUUUAUUUUUCAAAUCAUUUCCCUGCACA
Molecule: messenger RNA, 1235 nt
Organism: Phymastichus coffea
Lineage: Eukaryota; Metazoa; Arthropoda; Insecta; Hymenoptera; Eulophidae
Exons: 2
Coding region: 140-703 (187 amino acids)
Biological process (GO): ribosome biogenesis; pseudouridine synthesis
Source: RefSeq, a predicted model, not a curated record